CGGACACUACGAGUAGUAACAUGCGUGUGUGUUGGUGUGUAACUUACAGUGGAAUGUAGCUUCGUUGAUGCUUGCUUUUUAGCUGUCCAGUGUGAAGGGUCAAGUCGGCGCCUGACGUAGACCUCAUAUUUUUACUUCAUAUGGCUGCUCUUACAUUAAUAUGGAAAGAUGUGAACAGCGAUUGACUGGCGUUACGUCCUGUCUCCUUGGCUUAUGUCCCACGCUCCGACCCUGCUUGACCUCUUAAUGAAGAUAGCGAGUUUAGACAAUAGGUAAACAAGUUUCUUCACCCCUUGUGGCAAUUGUCUAAAACAUAUAGGAUGCUUAGAAUUAGGUAUUUGAUUUGUUGUCAAAGGCACUUGAUUUUCAGAUCUUUGACAUAUUUAUCUCAGCCAUGCAGAACAGUUAUAGCAAAGGUUGGACAUUGUUCAGAUCCAUUUUCCAAGAGUAUUCUCAACACUCCAAUCAGAACCUACAGCAAAUCCCUUUCAGUUUAUAAUUGGCUAUCAUCUCCAGAGCUUCAAGGAACCAAACUCACAUCAACUGACUUUGACAUUGAUUCUCAUGAUAAGAUAGAAACUAUCAACAGCAUUGAAGACGGUUUUGGAAAUAUGAGCAAAACCCUUUCAUCCAGAAAAGUAUUUCGCAAAACGUCACCUGAUUUACAGGAUUUGCAAUUUAGGGAUACGGAGGAUGUCGAAGAAGAAUUUGAGAUGCCUUCCAAGCCAGUCAGAAGAAAUACACCUUACUGGUACUUUCUGCAAUGUAAGAAGCUAAUCAAGGAUGAUCAGCUUCCUGAGGCCUUGGACAUGUUUGAGACUCAAAUGUUGAAAGUUGAACACAUCCCCCCAGAAGAAUAUAACUACACAGUGUUGAUUGGAGGCUGUGGAAGGGCAGGAUACAUCAAAAAAGCUUUAAAACUGUACAAUGAUCUGAAGAAGCGAGGCCUUGUUCCCACUGAUGCCACUUACACAGCCCUGUUUAAUGCCUGUGCAGAAUCCCCUUGGAAGGACUCGGGCCUGCAGCAUGCCCUAAAAUUGAGACAAGAGCUGAAAGCAAAGAAUAUUCAGUUCAACUUACCAACAUACCAUGCCAUCCUCAAAACCUUUGCUGUUUGUGCUGAUCUCAAAGCCUCCUUUGAUGUGUUGAAGGAAAUAGUGGAGCAAGGACAUGGAGUCACACGAGAAACCUUUAACUUGCUUCUCAUUGCCUGUAUAAAGGAUAAAGAGCAAGGGUUCAGAUGUGCUUUACAAAUUUGGCAUCAGAUGUUAAAGCUAGAAAUAACACCUGACAUCUAUAGCUACAACUUAAUGCUCCGCGCUACCCGGGAUUGUGGUAUAGGUGACGUGGGAAUGGCCUCUCGCAUUCUCUUGGCAGGAAAUGAAGAAAAAUGCACAAAAUCUGCAAAGAGGAAAAACCAGUGGAUCUCCAAGGGUCAACACGAAAGAAAAAACAGAGCAGUUAUUGAUAUUAAAAUGCUGGAAGAGCAGAUAUUUGGAAUUGUUGGUGUAGAGAAAGAAGAGCACACAACAUUGCAGAAGGGUGAAUACCCAUUCAUUAAAAAGAAAAGUGAGGAUUUUUCCCAAAGAAGAGAUACGAAUGGGAGCACUAACAUAACUCAAGAGCUUAGCAGUGAUUUGGUGCCCAUCAAAAACACAAGCAUUUUAACCAAAUCAGAAACUGAUUCUGAUUUCCAGUUACCUAAUUUGCUUGAUCUGAGAGUGAAUAACAAGAACAUAAUCUCCCUGGGACACGUGGUUACACCAAGUGAUAAGCUUUCCCUCAUAGGAUGCAUGGAUGGAUUUUUAGGCAAAAUGAAAGUGCAUGGUGUAGCCCCAGACAUUAAAACUCUAACUUUAUUGGCCGAAAUAGUGCAGUCUAAGAGUUAUGCAGAGUCCAAGUUGCUGUCUGUGUUUAAAGAAUACAAUCUAAAGCCUGAUGUGUCUUUCUUUAACACUCUGAUAAGGAAAAGGUCUAGAUUAGGUGAUCUGGAAGGAUCCAAGGCUCUUCUUCCAGUGCUGGUUGAUCAUUCUCUGGCUCCCAACCUGCAUACUUUCAAUGCUUUGGCAACAGCAUGUACAAAAAAGGAGGAUGGAUUACAACUUUUGGCAGACAUGAAAAUAUCCGGUGUGACCCCCAAUGUCUAUGUUUAUGGUGCACUCAUAAGAAAUGCUGUUAAACAGCUGAAUUAUGUGUUUCUCACUGAGAUCCUGAAAGACAUGAAGGCAAACGAGGUUUCCCCCAAUGAGGUUAUUAUUCGACAGCUGGAAUUUGCAGCACAAUACCCAGCAAAAUUCAACAGAUAUAAGGCAAAAAACACCUAUUUAGAGAAGAUUGAUGGAUUCCGUGGUUACUACAAUUACUGGUUGAAGACAACUUCUGCUGAAGAGACACCACAUCCCUGGGAGAAGUUCAGGAAAGUCCACAAACAUGUUGCAAUAGAUGAGAAUGAGGGAGUUGGCAAAGCAGCUCACAGGACAUAAUGAGCUAUAGUUUUUAUAAUACAAAAUAAAACACAUAAGUAGAUUUUUUUUUUUGUUGUUAACUACAUUGCUUAAAAAAAUUAAGGAAACGGUUAAUCGUGGCAGUUUAACAACAAGUCAGUUAAGCUUCAGCGAUAUUGAUCUGUCCAGUUAGGAAGCACGAGUGAUUGUGAAUCAACUUCACCUGCUUUGUGCAAAUGAAAGUGACAACAGGGGCACUGGAGAGGCAACAGCCACUUCUUCUUUCGGCUGCUCCUGUUAGAUGAUCCGCUGUGGCAACCCCUAACAGCAACACACCUCCCAAAGGUGCUUUCUCCUUUCCCUUCCUGACUGAUUCUUCCAUAGUUUUGUGUUUUGCUAGUGUCUUUGUCACUACUGGUAGCUGAAUAGAUGAAUUAAAAACAAAAAUGGCAAAAUUUGUUUUCCAAGUUAUCUGUUUGUGCAGCCUUCCUGCAUGAGGCUGUACAAAGCCACAGCUAACCCCAACAGCACUUGACAAGACACCUGUUUAUUACGAGAUGAAACGAUAAGUUUAUAUGGUCUUUAUUAUCACAUGUAAAGAGUACUGUGAAAUCUGAACAGUGGAACAAUUUAGCAUUGUCCAUUAAGCAAAUGCUGACUUGUAUGCACCGUGGAAAACCCAAGACUAAUGACCGGAUAAAGCAACACAGACGAGAGAAUGUACAAACACGGUACAGACAGCAACCCAACCAGGACCCUCGUGACCUCCUAGCCCUACUUUAUCACCACUAAUGCUUCUGUAAUUGAAAUUUUACUUAAAACAAAAAAAAAAACAAAAAAAAAAGCACCCUCUCAAUAUAAACCACGUCACAACAGUUUUUCCUCUAUUUUUAAAAUGACCUGUUGUAUUUGGGGAUCUGUUAUACAGUGUAAGCAUAUUGUUCAAAUAUGAUGUGUACUAAGUUCAUGCACAUUGAUAUUCUUUUAGACUACUCAACUGUUCUACUGCAUUCUUUCAUUUGGGCACUGUGUUUAUACUGUAGUUACUAUUAAUGUAAUGGUAUAAAAACUAACAUUAGGGAUGAGAACAAACUUAAACGCUGUUGCAGUAAGUUGAACAUUAUUCAGAACAAAGAAAAUGCCAGCUUUGAAAAAUGCAGUGAGUUAAUGGCAUUCAACUUAAUACAAAGUGAUU
Molecule: messenger RNA, 3639 nt
Organism: Erpetoichthys calabaricus (reedfish)
Lineage: Eukaryota; Metazoa; Chordata; Cladistia; Polypteriformes; Polypteridae
Gene: ptcd1
Product: pentatricopeptide repeat domain 1
Exons: 9
Coding region: 321-2483 (720 amino acids)
Biological process (GO): tRNA 3'-end processing
Cellular component (GO): mitochondrial matrix
Molecular function (GO): tRNA binding; protein binding
Source: RefSeq, a predicted model, not a curated record